AUGCGUGAGAUCUUUGCGAGUGCGGACGAAAAAUUCGUUAAGGAACAACACAGUGGACAUAACCAGAACAAUCCACUAAGGAUCUACAAAUUCAGGUCGAGUGAGUUUUUGCGUAUCGAAAAGGGGUUUGAUAAGAACGCGUUGCCGAUAGUCUUCAAAGUUUCGCCCGACAGUCUUCUCAAUCUCUGCAUAAAGCUCAUAGAUGCAUUGCCCUUGCCGUCGGUUUACAAAUGGACGAAUCUGGAUGUCUGCAAAUGGAUACGCAAAUAUGGUUACCCUCAGUAUAUGAACACAUUUCAUGUCAAUCUCAUAACCGGUCAGAAACUAUUGUUACUCGAUGCUCAAGCGUUGAGCGCCAUGAAUAUUAAAAAUUUCGCAGAUAUUAAGCAUAUCGCUUACGGUAUACGGGGACUCUUCUAUUACGAAAUGACCAAGUAUAUACGCAGCAUUUCGCUACCGCCCGAGUACUAUUACGAAUUGUAUAAAUUAUUUGAGACGAAAAGUGGACGAAAAUAUCAGGAUGUACGCCGUUCGGAUCUCUGGCGUCGCAUGCAAUUGCUGCGCGAGAAUAGUCCAAAUUAUUCACAUUGGGAUCUGCUCGAACGUUGGCUGGCACGCAAACGCGAACAUACCGAACUUUUUGGUGGUGUCAAGCGUUAUCGUCUCUACAAAUGCUUGCCGGAACAACCAGCGAAACCGGAAGAUAUUCUGCCUGCGAAUCCUUGUUAUUGUAUGCCACCGUGUUCUUGCUUUUGGACUGAGGAUCGGCAUUUGCAAGCGCCAACGGUAUUCUCGUUACUCGCACCGGUUCGUAAGGCAGACCCUACUGUUACGAAAGAACGUUGCCGAAACUGUGCCCCGCCGUGCACGUGUCAUUGGCCUUCACAUUUCUAUAAAUUUAACAUAUUAUUGUCAUGUCUGAGGGAGAACUUGCCAAACAAAUACGGUGAAAGGGAAGUGGCGCGUCGAAGACAAUCCAGAACACUAUUUACUUCAUCGUUUAUAGAUUGA
Bactrocera tryoni is the source of this 1011-nucleotide messenger RNA. RefSeq lists its product as uncharacterized. The coding region runs from base 1 to 1011 and encodes 336 amino acids. The transcript has 2 exons. Gene Ontology annotation, molecular function: protein binding. Lineage: Eukaryota; Metazoa; Arthropoda; Insecta; Diptera; Tephritidae. The record is from RefSeq and is a predicted model, not a curated record.